CAUCACUCGGCCCCGCCCCACCCCACCUCCCAACCACCGCCGACGCAUGAAAGAGAUCCCGGCUGCCGACAAGACGCUCGCCACGAUCGGCGCAGUGCUCUGGUCGAUCCAGGUCAUCCCGCAGAUCGUCAAGAGCUACCGCACGAAGAGCACCGAGGGGCUGAGCCCCGCGCUCAUGUUCAUCUGGGCAUGCGCAACCAUCUUCCAAGGCUCGUACCUCGUCUCGAUGCGCUCCUCGAUCCCGCUGCAGAUCCAGCCGCAAGCGUUCGGCGGCCUCGGCGUGGUCUCCUGGGGCCAGUGCUUGUACUACGGCAAAAAGUACACUCUGCGCCGCACGCUCGCGUGCGUCGGCACAUUUUACGCCGUCUUCGUCGGCUUCGAAGUCGGCUCCGUGUACGCGCUCUGGGCCGGCGAGCGCCGCGGCAUCACCUGGCCCAUGCAGAUGUAUGGGUGGAUCACGAGCGCGCUGCUCGUGCUCGGCCUGCUCCCGCAGUACUGGGAGAUCUGGCGCCACCGCGAGGUGUUGGGCAUCUCGAUCGCGUUCAUGCUCGUGGAUAUUGGCGGGGGCGUGUUUUCGGGCGUGUCCCUCUUCUUCCGGGCGCACUUUGACAGCACCGCGUUCGUGCAGUACUUUCUUGUGGUUGUGCUCGACGGCGUGGUGGUGCUGCUUGCGUGCGUGUUGAAUCCGCUCGCGAAGAGGCGGCGCGCGAGAGAGGCGGCGCUCGCGGACGCGGAGAACUCGGCAGGCGUAGAGGAUAGUGGGAGCCCGGAGGUCGAGUCGAUGGCGCGCGCGCUGGACCGAUCCGACUCGUAUCCACGCACGGUCACGCUCACGGCGCAGCCGCACGACGGCAAGUCGGACGACGAGUCGCUCUUGGAGCGCGAGGAGCGGGUCGAGUAUGGUGGGAAUGGGGGGCGGGGGGAUCGCGCCGUCUCUGCGACAGACACAUAGCUUUUAGACAUAUCGACAUGGCAUCUUGGGUUCGCAUCGCUUACAUGUAUCACUAUAU
Cutaneotrichosporon oleaginosum is the source of this 1010-nucleotide messenger RNA. RefSeq lists its product as uncharacterized. The record is from RefSeq and is a predicted model, not a curated record. Gene Ontology annotation, cellular component: membrane. NCBI's taxonomy places the organism in Eukaryota, Fungi, Basidiomycota, Tremellomycetes, Trichosporonales, Trichosporonaceae.